AGCUGUUUUCAGAAAUGGAAAAAGAGAGGUUAUGUGCAUCCUAUAACAGUUUAUUUUAUUGAGUUAGUUUUGAUUCCGCAAUCAAUCAAUAUUCACUUUUAAUCAAGAAAUUCAUAGAACCUUAAAUCAAUGAUAAAUUUUAAUAAUUUAUCAUGCCUAUACUAAGGAUGAUUUUGUUAUAUCCUUUCAACUUGAGCUUGGGGAGAGAAAACCCAAUUUGAAGUGUCAUUCAAUUGAAAUUUACAAAUUGAAAAAGCAUUCUUUUGAAAACAGAGAUAUAAUUAGCUUAUCAUAACUGAUAGUAGAGUCUAUUUCAUGCUAUUACCAUACAGGUUCAGUACAAAGUGUUUAUUGAAAAUUUGUAAUGAAGAAUAAUUCUAGCCUAGGCCUACAUUAAAUUCAUGGUGUUUCUUUGCAAUCCUAAGUUUUAAAGUGAUCUAUUUUGAUGAACUUUGACUUCAAUGUUACCUCGAAAAAAGAGACCAUUUGUGAAAUUUGCACUGCUCUUCCUGUGUGGAGUGGUCGUUUAUAACGAAUGGUUUGUGUACAUGCUGAGCGCGUGGACAUGGCCAAAAAUGGACUGUGGAGAUAUGAAAGAGUUCUACAAGGUUCUACUUGUGGCAGAUCCGCAGAUUCUAGGGGAAAACUCUGAACCAUGGAUAGCACGUUGGGACAAUGACAGGUACCUGUUCAAGACAUUUUCCUCAGCGUUCCAUCAUGUAAAACCAAACAUAAUCAUUUUUCUCGGGGACUUGAUGGAUGAAGGAAGCACUGCGAGUCCUGACCAGUAUGAUAGAUAUAUGGAACGUUUUGCUCAUAUAUUUUCGUUGAAAUCGAUUCCGUCUAACAUGACAAUAUUCCUCCCAGGAGACAAUGAUAUAGGGGGUGAAGAUGAGCAAGUGACUAGAUUUAAAGUAGACCGCUUUAACAGUCACUUCAAUCAACCUAGCAUUUUCACUCUGGAUAAUAUCGAAUUUAUCAAGGUUAACAAAUUGCAACACGAGUUUCCCAGAUAUCACAGAUUGUCUGAUGAUAAGAUAAGGAUACUUCUGUCACAUAUUCCUCUCCUAGGCCUGCCGAGUGGAUUUUCAGCAGAAGCAGUGGUGAAACUGCGUCCGCAUAUGAUCUUCUCGGCGCACGAUCACAAGUCAGUGCACUUUGCGGGGGACAUGAGCACGGGGGAACGCACCCUGGUGGAGCCCCUCAGCUUCAACUACUGGAGUGACUCAUGGCCCACCACUUGGCGCUACCAGCUCACCACUCACCUAGUCAACGAAGUGGUUGUGCCUACCUGCUCCUAUCGCAUGGGCACGCUCAGCAUGGGCUAUGGAGCGGCUGUCAUAGAUAAAAAAGGAGAUACUCUAUGCUACAGUGUCUUGGUUCUGCCUUCGAGGUUUCAUCUGAUAUUCCUCUACAUAUUAGCCAUAAGCAUCAUAUCCAUUGUGAUUUUCUUUAAUUUCUGUUUCUCUGUGUGUUGCUUAUGCUGUUCACGUCUCAGCUACGAAAAUUCUAGACUUAUGACUUCUAGAAGCCAGCUCAAAGUGUAAACUUUACACGUAAAGUGUUAACUUCAAUGCUGUAAUUCUCAAUCAUCAUCACCAUAAAUAGCGUAGUGUUAAGAUGAAAAGAAAAGAACAAUAAAAAUCAUAAAGUAGGCUACCCUUCAAUAUUUCAAUGCAUUACAUGUUCCAACUCAUGAUAUUAAUUUGUUAUAAUUGUAUAUCUUUAAUUCAUAUCAAUUCAAAUGGCUGAUAUGAGUCGAAGUAUUUUGUGCAUCAAUAAAAUAUAGAAGGGUACUGAAAGAUUUUCAUCAUGGUUGUAGCCCUAUAAAGGAAAAGUGAGUAUAGAUGGAAAUUGAUAUGAUAUUGCUUUUGAUCAAAUGCUAAUGAAUA
Messenger RNA from Nilaparvata lugens (brown planthopper), 1892 nucleotides. RefSeq lists its product as uncharacterized. NCBI's taxonomy places the organism in Eukaryota, Metazoa, Arthropoda, Insecta, Hemiptera, Delphacidae. Gene Ontology annotation, biological process: GPI anchor biosynthetic process. The record is from RefSeq and is a predicted model, not a curated record. Gene Ontology annotation, molecular function: hydrolase activity. The transcript has 7 exons. Gene Ontology annotation, cellular component: endoplasmic reticulum. Bases 462 to 1547 code for a protein of 361 amino acids.